Miniopterus natalensis is the source of this 893-nucleotide messenger RNA. The record is from RefSeq and is a predicted model, not a curated record. NCBI's taxonomy places the organism in Eukaryota, Metazoa, Chordata, Mammalia, Chiroptera, Miniopteridae.
UGCCCUUCGGGCUCCGGCUCCGAUACCGAAAACACGCGGCCCCAGGAGAACACCUUCCCCAAGGGCGAGCCGGACCUGAAGAAGGAGACCGAAGAGGACAAGUUCCCCGUGUGCAUCCGGGAGGCCGUCAGCCAGGUGCUCAAGGGCUACGACUGGACGCUGGUGCCCAUGCCCGUGCGCGUCAACGGCUCCAGCAAGAACAAGCCGCACGUCAAGCGGCCCAUGAACGCCUUCAUGGUGUGGGCGCAGGCGGCGCGCAGGAAGCUCGCGGACCAGUACCCGCACCUGCACAACGCCGAGCUCAGCAAGACGCUGGGCAAGCUCUGGAGGCACGGGCUCUCCGCGGUGCCGCUGCCACCAGCUGGUGGUGGGGGCCGCUGGGGAGACGCUUGGCAAAUAACUGAGGGCCUGGCUGGAGAGGCAAGGAAACUGAGGCAGCCUGACCCUGAGGUGCCGGGCCAGGCGCAGCGAACGCACAUCAAGACGGAGCAGCUGAGCCCCAGCCACUACAGCGAGCAGCAGCCGGCGCCCGCGCAGCAGAUCGCCUACAGCCCCUUCAGCCUCCCGCACUACAGCCCCUCCUACCCGCCCAUCACGCGCUCGCAGUACGACUACGCCGAGCACCAGAACUCGGGCUCCUACUACAGCCACGCGGCCGGCCAGGGCUCGGGCCUCUACUCCACCUUCACCUACAUGAACCCGGCGCAGCGGCCCAUGUACACGCCCAUCGCCGACACCUCCGGGGUCCCCUCCAUCCCGCAGACGCACAGCCCGCAGCACUGGGAACAGCCCGUCUACACACAGCUCACCAGACCCUGAGGAGCCCGGCGCGGGGGCGCGGCGAUCGUGAAAAUAACCGAAGAAAGAAAGAAAGAAAGAAAAGAGGAAAAAAC